AUGCUGGCCCACAUACCUGCUCUGGUCAUGAUUAUGAUGUGUCGGGGUGUGCUACUCUCUAUUGGGGACCCCCCUCAGUCCCGCCACGAGAUCCGCAUCGAGGGAAACCUGGUUCUUGGCGGCCUCUUCCCAGUUCACGAGAAAGGGGCUGGGAUAGAGGAGUGUGGGCGUGUGAAUGAGGAUAGAGGGAUCCAGAGGUUAGAAGCUAUGCUGUUUGCUGUAGACAGGAUCAACGCAGACCGCACUCUGCUACCUGGAGUUACACUGGGGGUUCACAUCCUGGACACCUGCUCCAGAGACACCUAUGCACUGGAACAGGCUCUGGAGUUUGUCAGAGCGUCCCUUACUAAGGUGGACGACACCGAGUUCAUCUGUCCAGACGGGUCCUACGCUCUGCAAGAUGACAGCCCCCUCGCCAUCACUGCUGUCAUCGGAGGAUCCUACAGCAGUGUCUCCAUACAGGUUGCCAACCUUCUCCGGCUCUUUCAGAUCCCUCAGAUCAGUUAUGCAUCGACCAGUGCCAAACUCAGCGAUAAGACGCGCUACGACUACUUUGCGCGCACCGUCCCCCCUGACUUCUACCAGGCCAAGGCUAUGGCGGAGAUCCUGCGGCUCUUCAACUGGACAUACGUGUCUACCGUGGCGUCGGAGGGGGACUACGGGGAAACGGGCAUUGAAGCCUUUGAGCAGGAGGCACGGAUGAGGAACAUCUGUAUCGCCACUUCGGAGAAGGUGGGGCGCUCUAAUGCUAAGAAGUCCUAUGAGGCUGUGAUUCGUCAGCUCCUCCAGAAGCCCAACGCUCGCGUGGCUGUUCUCUUCCUGCGCAGCGAUGAUGCCCGAGAGCUCCUGUCGGCAGCCGCCAGGCUCAACACCUCCUUCAUCUGGGUGGCGAGCGACGGCUGGGGCGCACAGGAAAGCAUUAUCAAGGGCAACGAGGUCACCGCUGAGGGAGCCAUCACUCUCGAGCUGGCGGCCAAUCCCUUGCCGGAGUUCAACCGCUACUUCCUCAGUCUGGACCCGUUCAAAAACCAUCGGAACCCCUGGUACAGGGAAUUCUGGGAACAGAGGUUCCAGUGCUCCCUGGGUGGUGGGGGACCAGGAGGAGGAGGCAUGACACCAGGAGACAUAGUUGGUUUCUCACUCCCGCCCUGUGAUAAGGACUUGGCAAUGGACAAGAGCAACUUUGAACCAGAGUCCAAGAUCAUGUUUGUGGUAAACGCGGUGUACGCCAUGGCUCACGCUCUCCACAAGAUGCAGAGGAGCCUGUGCUUCAACUCCACAGGGCUGUGCGACAGCAUGAAGGCCUUAGAAGGACGCAAACUCUACAGAGAUUACAUCCUUAACGUCAGCUUCACAGCCCCUUUCUCUCCCCAAGGCAGCGAGACCGUCGUCAAAUUUGACUCCCAAGGAGACGGCAUUGGCCGAUACAAUAUCUUCAGCUACCAGCGCACCGGUGACCGCUACGGCUACGUGCCAGUGGGUGAAUGGGCCGAGAGUCUGAGUCUGAGCACCGAUCUGAUUCACUGGCCCAGAGAGGUGGCGCCCACGUCGCAGUGCAGCGACCCCUGCGCACGCAACGAAAUGAAGAAAAUGCAGGCGGGCGAGUACUGCUGUUGGAUCUGUACAGCCUGUGAGCCUCACGAGUACCUGGUGGACGAAUUCACCUGUUCACCCUGCGCCCCCGGCCAGUGGCCUAAUGAGGACCUGACUUCCUGUUACGACCUGCCUGAGGACUACAUCAUGUGGGAAGACGCCUGGGCCAUCGGGCCGAUCACCAUCGCCUGUGUAGGGUUCAUGUGUACAGGUCUGGUGUUCUGGGUCUUCAUCCGACACAACAACACACCGCUGGUGAAGGCCUCGGGCAGAGAGCUGUGUUACAUCCUCCUGCUGGGAGUCUUCAUGUCCUAUGCCAUGACCUUCCUCUUCCUCGCCAAGCCCUCCCCUGCCAUUUGUGCCCUGCGACGCCUUGGGCUGGGCACUUCAUUUGCAGUCUGCUACUCGGCUUUGCUGACCAAGACCAAUAGGAUUGCCAGAAUUUUCAGCGGGGUGAAGGACGGAGGUGGAGCUGCAAGACCACGUUUCAUUAGCCCCUCCUCUCAGGUGUUUAUCUGUCUGAGUCUGAUCUCAGUUCAGCUGGUGAUGGUGUCGGUGUGGUUACUGCUAGAGGUCCCCGGGACGCGACGCUUCACGUUGCCAGAGCGACGGCAGACCGUCAUCCUCAAGUGUAACGUGCGCGACUCCAGCAUGCUGCUGUCGCUGGGAUACGACAUGCUCUUGGUCAUCCUGUGUACUGUGUAUGCCUUCAAGACCAGGAAGUGUCCAGAGAAUUUCAACGAGGCCAAAUUCAUCGGAUUCACCAUGUACACCACCUGUAUCAUAUGGCUGGCCUUCCUUCCCAUCUUCUAUGUUACAUCUAGUGACUACAGGGUGCAGACCACCACUAUGUGUAUUUCAGUCAGCCUUAGCGGGUUUGUGGUCCUGGGUUGCAUGUUUGCACCCAAGGUCCAUAUCAUCAUGUUCCAGCCCCAGAAGAAUGUGGCCAGCCACAGGCUCAACCUCAACCGCUUCAGUGUCAGCGGGCCCCCUACCACAUACGCAUCUCAUGCUUCGGUCAGUGCCCACUACGUGCCAACUGUGUGCAACGGGAGAGAGAUAGUCGACUCCACCACCUCGUCUCUGUGA
This is a messenger RNA of Lampris incognitus (smalleye Pacific opah), 2682 nucleotides long. RefSeq names its product glutamate receptor, metabotropic 3 (gene grm3). The transcript is spliced from 11 exons. Gene Ontology annotation, molecular function: group II metabotropic glutamate receptor activity. Gene Ontology annotation, biological process: G protein-coupled glutamate receptor signaling pathway; regulation of synaptic transmission, glutamatergic. The coding region runs from base 1 to 2682 and encodes 893 amino acids. Lineage: Eukaryota; Metazoa; Chordata; Actinopteri; Lampriformes; Lampridae. Gene Ontology annotation, cellular component: membrane. The record is from RefSeq and is a predicted model, not a curated record.